Molecule: messenger RNA, 1862 nt
Organism: Plectropomus leopardus (leopard coralgrouper)
Lineage: Eukaryota; Metazoa; Chordata; Actinopteri; Perciformes; Serranidae
Product: dual specificity phosphatase 29-like
Biological process (GO): negative regulation of MAPK cascade; protein dephosphorylation
Cellular component (GO): cytoplasm
Molecular function (GO): MAP kinase phosphatase activity; protein tyrosine/serine/threonine phosphatase activity
Source: RefSeq, a predicted model, not a curated record
UCUGCCUUUAAGGACUGCGUCACAACAAGCUGUCCGAAUCAUGAAAACAAAAUUUCCAAGCAAGAGGGACUUCAGUUUGUUGCUAAUAAAUCAUGUGUGAAAGGAAGCCACAGUGAGAAAAUGGCUUCUCACAACUCAAAGACUGGCACAAAGAUAAAUGUUGCAAAGGCAGCGGAGGAAUCCAGUCCAGUGGAUGAAUAUGUCACACCUGGGGGCUAUGAGCUGGAGAAAAUCCUCAAUCGUGGGAGUGUGGCUUACACUCAUGUCAACGAGGUCUGGCCUAAUGUCUACAUCGGGGACGAGGAGACUGCAAAGGACAAGUAUAAACUGAAGAGGAUGGGGAUUACGCACAUUUUCAACGCAGCGGAGGGUACGUGGAACAACGUGGACACCGGAGCUGGUUACUACAGCGACAUGGACGUCGUCUACUAUGGAGUGGUCGCAGAGGACGUCGCAACCUUUGACCUCAGCCAGUAUUUCUUCUCUGCUGCAAAGUUUAUAGAAAAAACACUGAGCAAUCCCCAGAAUAAACUGCUGGUGCACUGUGUGAUGGGAAGGAGUCGGUCCGCCACCCUUUUCCUCGCCUACCUCAUGAUCUGCGAGCACAUGACGGUGGUCGACGCCAUCGAGCAUGUGAAGAAACGCAGGAGGAUCGUCCCCAACUGGGGUUUCCUGAAGCAGCUGAGAGAGCUCGACAUGCUGCUCCUGGAGAAAAGAGAAGACUCGACAGAGCAGAGCAGAUGUUAGCACUCGGGGGCAAGUUGAGACUCAGGUCGAGCCUGAAGUCACUGGAGACGAGUUCAAGUCGAGUGCCAAGUAAUUUGAGACAAAGCAAUUAAUGUAAUUUAGGUCGCUGGUCAUUCAAGUCCAAAUCACAUCACAAGCCAUUCAGUACAAGUUAAAUAAAAGUACUUUGAGACAUGAUCAAGUUAAAACUCAAGUCAGAAGUCCAGGUCAAGUAAAAAGUCAUUUGAGACAACUUAGACUUAAAUCUCAAGUCAUUAAAGACAAGUCAAAAUUUUAUUAAAGCGAAUUUAAAGCCAAGUCUCAUGUCAUUCAAGACAAGUCCAAUUAAAGUUUCACGUAAUCCGAGACAAUUCCGAGACGAGUCUCAAGUAAUUUGUGAAAGGUCAAGUCUCAAGCCGAGUCUCAAGUCAUAUGAGACUAAUCUAAGUCAGGUCAAAAGUAAUUUGAUACGAGACCAAGCUGAGGCUCAAGUAAUUUGACAAAAAUUCAAGCCAAAUCUCAACUAAUUUCAUACAAGUCCAAGUCAAGUGCCAGGUCUACAGAGACAAGUCUUAGUUAUUCAAGACAAGUCCAAUUUAGGUCUCAAGUAAUUUCAAACAAGUCCAAGUUUAGUCCCACCUAAUUUGUGAAAAAGCCAAGUUUCAAGUCAAGUUUCAAGUCAUUUAAAACAAAUCUGAGUCAGGUCAAAGGCAUUUUUCUAAACUUUCAACCUGAAAGUCUUGCAAUCUGUGACAAGUUCACAUCAAAUCCCAAGCCAAUUGAUACAAGUCUGAGUCAAGUGCCAGGUCUAUCACAGCGAGCAAUUAAUUUAAGACAAGUCCAGGUCUCUAGUAAUAUGUUAAAAAGUAAAGUCUCAAGACAAGAUUCAAGUCACUGAAGAGAAGUCAACUGAAAGCAAUGUUAGAAAAAUCCAGAUUAAGUAUUCAGUCUACUGGUGUCUAUCUGAUCAACUCUCAAGUCAUUUUACAAGUCCAAAUUGUAAGAUAAGUUACAAUAUUUCAGGUGCUGAAUGCUGUUGGUGUGCAUUUUAAGUUGUGUACACAGUUUUUUUCCCCAAGAAAAUCAAGUCUGAAUCAAGGGCGGUCAAGUUUCUGCAGAGUAAACGGCUGCCUGGA